AAACCGUUUGUAACCUGAGCAUACAGAACAUCGAACACACAUAUUCUGCUUUGAAUCGCAAUCGGUCUGUGCAGGUUGCCUGAGCUGCUUGGCCUGCGACUUGCCCGCAGACAUCUGGAGUCUCUGGUUCUAAUUUCAGCCUCGUUUCGAUGGAGUCCGAUCAGCACAACGCGGGUUCGCAGGCGGCUCAGCCCAUGCAACAACAGGGUUACGACUACUCUGCGUAUUACCACUAUUACCAGCAAAAUCCUGAGGCAUGGGCGCAGUACAUGGCGCAGUGGCAGCAGUACCAACAGGCGAGUGCGAAUCCCACUUCUUAUUCGGCGUAUCCGUACCAGGAGGCGUAUCAGGGCCUGAGGAACGUGGCGUAUCAAAUGAACGUCGACCAGAUGGCCCACGCCCACAUGGACCGCCAGGAACGCAUGGUCCCGUCGACCACGCUGUGGGUCGGCAACCUACCUUGGGACUGCACAGAACAAGACAUUCGAGCCGUGUUCGAAAUAUUCGGUCGAAUUCGCAGCAUCCGCAUUUUGAGUAACAAAAACUGCGCUUUUGUCACCUACUACGACCUGGACGCGAGCACCGCCGCUCAUUACGGAACGUUCGGACUCACAAUCAAGAACUCUCCCGUCAAAGUCGGAUGGGGAAAGGCACAAGCCAACGACUUUAUGAUGCGAACUAGCGGCUCUCGCGAAGACAACGUGCAGCCCUCUCCAAACAUCUGGGUGGGACAGCUAGACCCCAGCAUCACAGAAGAAGAACUCAGAGCGGCCUUCCGACAGUUCGGAGUGAUAGAGCGAAUUCGCGUCUUGCCAGCGAGAAACUGCGCUUUCAUCAACUUCGCUCACCUCGAAAGCGCCAUCGAGGCCAAAGACCGCAUGAACGGCACUCUAAUUCGAGACCAACCCGUUCGAGUCAACUACGGCAAGCAAAGAGAAGAAAGAAUGGACAAAACCAGCCCCACCUCGGGAGGCAACGGAUCCUCUGUCGGACCCUCGAACCACCCCUCUUGGUCCACUAACAUCGAGGGCAACACGGCCAAAGGCGACCCAGACAUGAGGCACGACGGCAACCUCAUGUACCACCAUCACCAAAUCGACUCGAGAACCAGAAGCCAACCCCCACCUACGCCCCCACCCCCCGACGUGAAGGACGUCAUCGACAAGCUCGUGGACAGCAUCGUCAAAAAGGGCCCCGAGCUGGAGGCCAUGGUAAGAGAAAAACAGGCAAACAACCCAAGGUUCGCCUUCCUAAAAGACGGGCCCGGCUCCAAAUACUACCACUGGAAACUAGACCAAGCCAGGCGAAAAGACCACUACGUUGACUUGACAGCCCCCCCUAUCACGUCUCCCUGUCCGGCGGCCAAGGCCGACCAGAACCUGUCGACCGUCCCCCCCUGGGAGCAACCAGACCCCAUAGACUCCAGCUCCUCGCCUCCACCCGUCCCCUCUAGACUCUCUCCCGGCGAAGAAGAAGAACUGCUGAUCAUCUUGGGCAGCCUAUCCCAAACCAGAGAAAAAAUCGAAUCGGCCGCAGACUGGGUCUUUCGACAUCGAGACAAAAUCUCCUCCAUUUCGUCCUAUUUCAAAACUUACUUUCUACAGCGCGCCGACAGCCUAAGCUCCUGCGUCAACGUGCUCUACGUCGUCAACGAGUCCCUCCAGACCGGCCUGAAGGUCCUGCGCACCCCGUCCGACGCGCCUCAAAGCAAGGCCGAUAAGAUUUCUACCGGGUUUUUGCCCCACCUCAGCAGCAUGAUUCGACACAUGAAAACCACCUACGGAGAGCACGCCGGUAAGAUAAACGAACUACUCACCAUGUGGAAGGACAAGGGCAUCUACUCUCCCGCCGUCAUCGACUCCUGGAUCUACUGCGUCUCCCAGCCAGAAAGACCGGCGGAACCCACACCCUGUUCGGGCAACGAGCUCUCCAAGUCCCCUUCACCCGCGCCAACCGCCAGUCCGAGAGAAGAAUCCGCAUCGCCCCGCCAAGAAGAAGCAGACAACGCCUCAGCAAAAAAAAGGUCUUCCGAACACCUCGACCACACGGAGCCCCCCCUCCAAGAGAACCACAACACCUCUGACCCACAAGUCUCAACCACCGAAGAAAACGCCGCCGCCGAAUACGAACCCAAAUCAAAAAAAAGGGAUAUUGAGUAAAAAAAAACAACCCUACCCUCCCCUCUC
Molecule: messenger RNA, 2186 nt
Organism: Schistocerca gregaria
Lineage: Eukaryota; Metazoa; Arthropoda; Insecta; Orthoptera; Acrididae
Exons: 3
Coding region: 150-2159 (669 amino acids)
Biological process (GO): RNA processing
Cellular component (GO): nucleus
Molecular function (GO): RNA binding
Source: RefSeq, a predicted model, not a curated record